Molecule: messenger RNA, 2925 nt
Organism: Ogataea angusta
Lineage: Eukaryota; Fungi; Ascomycota; Pichiomycetes; Pichiales; Pichiaceae
Exons: 1
Coding region: 1-2925 (974 amino acids)
Biological process (GO): rRNA catabolic process
Cellular component (GO): nuclear exosome (RNase complex); cytoplasmic exosome (RNase complex)
Molecular function (GO): endonuclease activity; 3'-5'-RNA exonuclease activity; RNA binding
Source: RefSeq, a predicted model, not a curated record
AUGGCCUCUGUUAAAAGACAGCGUCCAGCCGACGGACUCGCAGUCACGCAGAAAGUGUUUGUGCGGUCCCGCAAUGGUGGUGCCCUGAAGAUUGUUCGCGAGCACUAUUUGAGAGACGACAUUCCGUGCUCCAGCGUCUGUUGCGACGAUUGCGAGGAAUACUACAGGCCUUCUCCUGAUGGCCAGCCCAGCGAGCCUAUCUUGAGCGGCGAGCCCCUGGAGAUCACCAAGAACGGCAUUGGAAGACACUACUUGAUUCUGGACACCAACGUGGUUCUGAAUGCUAUAGAUCUGCUCGAAAGCGACAAGGUGUUCUACGACGUGGUUAUUCCGCAAACAGUGCUGGAAGAAGUGCGAAACCGCAGCUAUCCGAUAUACAUGCGUCUGCGCGCGCUGUGCAAGAACGACGACAAGCGUUUUGUGGUGUUUCACAACGAAUUCAAGACCGACUCGUUUGUUUCGCGCGAGAAAGGCGAGUCUGCGCAGGACUACAACGAUAGACUGAUCAGAAAAUGCGCAUUGUUCUACAGCCAGCACCUGGCAAAACAUAAACUCUCGGUCGUGUUGCUGACUAGCGACAAGAAUAAUAUCGAAAAGGCCGUCAACGAGGGAAUCAGAACCAUGUCGUUGCACAGUUACGUUUCUCUGCUACCGAACUACAGCGAGCUCGAGGACAUGCUGCCGUCCAACGAGACGUUUUCGCGCCAGCUCACAGAGAUCAGCUACCAGGAGUACUACUCGCCUGCGCGUCUGAUGGGCGGAAUCAAGAGCGGAACCCUGUUCCAGGGCACAAUCAACAUUUCGUCGUACAAUUUCUUGGAAGGCUCGAUUUCCGUGCCGUCGAUGCCGAAACCGCUGCUGGUUUUGGGCAGAGAGAACCUGAACCGGAGCUUCAACGGCGACACCGUCGUGGUGGAGCUGUUGCCGAAAAACAAGUGGAAAAAACCGUCGACGGAGAUUGUCGACGAGGAGACCAUCAACAGCAACGGAGUCGGCGACGAGGACGAGGACGAAGUGGUCAUUUCGGACCAGGAGCGGCGACUGCUUGCCGAGCACGCGGUGGCUGCGCAGGGCGAGGACCAGAAGGUGAUUCCGACCGCGCGAGUCGUGGGCAUUGUGAAACGCAGCUGGCGACUGUAUGUUGGGCAGCUGGCCCCGAAUUCUGCCUCCAAGGACCAGGUGGGCGGCAACGCGGCGAAGUCGUGUUUUGUCAUAUUGAUGGACCGGUCGCUACCGAAGGUGCGCAUCCGCACCAGACGGGCCCGCGAGCUGCUGGGAAAGCGGAUCGUCGUGGCCGUCGACUCGUGGAGCCCGACGUCCAAGUAUCCGGACGGCCAUUUUGUGCGUGUUCUGGGCGACGUCGAGGACAAGGACGCGGAGCAGGAGGCUCUUCUUUUGGAGCACGACGUGGAGUACAGGCCGUUCUCGAAGAACGUUUUGGACUGUCUUCCUAAGGAGGGCCACGACUGGAAAGUGCCGGAGAAACUCGACAACGGCGACCCGCAGCUGGCGCAAAGACGCGAUCUCAGAGAGAAGCUCGUGUGCUCGAUCGACCCGCCGGGCUGUGUGGACAUCGACGACGCGUUGCACGCCCAGCGUCUGCCCAACGGGAACUACGAGGUGGGCGUGCACAUUGCGGACGUGACGCAUUUCGUGAAGCCUGGAACGGCGCUCGACCAGGAGGGAGCCUCCCGAGCCACGUCGGUGUACCUGGUGGACAAGAGAAUCGACAUGUUGCCGAUGCUGCUCGGCACGGAUCUGUGUUCGCUGAAGCCGUAUGUGGACAGGUUUGCGUUCACUGUUCUCUGGGAAAUGGACGAGGACGCCAACAUUGUGCGCGUGGACUACUUCAAGUCGAUCAUUCGGUCGAAGGAGGCGUUUGCGUACGAGCAGGCGCAGUUGCGGAUGGACGACCCGGCCCAGCAGGACGAGCUGACCCAAGGUAUGCGGAUUCUGUUGCAACUGUCGAAAAAGCUCAAGCAGAAGAGACUCGACGCUGGCGCAUUGAACCUCGCGUCGCCAGAGGUGAAGGUGCACAUGGACAGCGAGACGUCCGACCCGGGCGAGGUGGAGGUGAAAAAACUCGUGGAGGCCAACUCGCUCGUGGAAGAAUUCAUGCUUCUGGCCAACAUCUCCGUGGCCAAGAAAAUCUACGACGAGUUCCCGCAGGUGGCCAUGCUCAGACGGCACGCGGCGCCGCCGGCCACGAAUUUCGAGGCCUUGAACGACAUGUUGCGCGUGCGCAAAGGAAUGCAUAUUUCUUUGGAGAGCUCGAAAGCACUGGCAGACUCGCUCGACAGGUGCGAGGACCCGCAGGACCCGUAUUUCAACACUCUGCUGAGAAUUAUGGCUACGCGGUGCAUGAUGGCCGCCGAGUACUUCUCUGCCGGCAACUACGGCUACGAGGAUUUCCGUCAUUACGGUCUUGCUACCGAGAUCUACACCCACUUCACCUCUCCAAUCAGACGGUACUGCGACGUCGUGGUGCACAGACAGCUUGCGGCCGCUAUUGGCUACGAGCCAUUGCACCCGCUGCACAGAGACAAGGCCAAGAUGGACCUGGUGGUGAAGAAUAUCAACAAGAGACACAGAAACGCGCAGUUUGCUGGACGGGCCAGUAUCGAGUACUACGUGGGCCAGGUGAUGAAGAACACGCAGAGCGUGCACGAGGGAUACGUGAUCAAGGUGUUUUCGAACGGCAUUGUUGUUUUGGUGCCGAAGUUCGGCGUCGAGAGUCUGAUCAAGCUAGAAAGUCUUGGAGACAUCAGGACGAGCCAUUUUGACGAGGACCUGUACAAGCUGACUUUCACAGACAAAAACGGCAGCGAGCGCCAGGUGAGCGUGUUCGACCGCGUCCAGGUUUCUGUCACGUCGCAGCUGGACGAGAUGACCGGCAAGAGAAAAGCGCAGCUGCUGCUGGCAUAA